GAACAGACGGAAAAGAAAAAGGUAGCCAGCAAACAUGCCUGUACCAAAGAAGUGAAAUACACGACCACUGCUAGUCUGUCCACAGACGGUUAUUUUUUCUGGGAGUUUCUUUAUUGCGUCGCUAAGCUUGCGAUCUCCUUGAACUCAAAACAAAAUAGAGGGACUGCCGUGGACAGACUGGACCACUCCGUCUCGAAGAAAAACUUCGCGCACGUUUAGUGAGAAAGUAUGUUACAGGGAAAAAAAAAUUCAUGCAUGCAUAUCCCGAGAAAAAUAUUCUCGAUGCAUGAAAGGGUUAAAAAAAUAAUUUAUGCCUAUGUCAAAUCCAAUCCUCCCCCCUCCCCCCACCAAUACCCCGCUCAAAGGUCAAAUGGCCUACCCAGGUCCACGCGCUGCCGGUGUGAAUCGGGCAGCAGAAACCGCGAAGCUCUGGAACGAGUAAACUGCGAAGAUGAUGGAUCGGGACGAAAAUAGCUGAAGAUGGUAUACGCUUUCUUAAUUCACUCGCUUACUCCUGGGCCAUGUCGAGUGUUGUAUUCUACGCCUUUUGUACACGAGCCUCCGCUUGAUGGAGUGGCAGGAGAAGAUGAGCGUUCCAAAAGAAAAGAGCAAUUGUUACAAGUAGCACAACGUGUGCAAUCUGAGUAUUCUUUUAGAUACGUGGCAUCAGGGAGUGAAAGCCAAGAGGAUUUAUCCGGAUUGUCAUCAACAGAUGAGCUGCUAUCUAAUCUUAAGGCAGGUGUUUUCAGACUUUCGUCAGGAAACCCAUACAAAGCUGAACGUGUUGUUCUUUGGAAGGGAUUGGCAAAUUCAGGAUUUACUCUUGUGUGUGAAAAGAAUGAAAACCGGCUAAUUGCCGAGAACAUUUUAGAUCUCCUUAUCAGACAUCUUCAAGAAUACUGUCAAGUCAUCCUUCAGCCGUCAGAGGCCAUUCUUAAGGUGGACAAGGUUGCUGCUAUAGUCCACCAGUUGCUACCAAAUGGUCAGCUGCUGUUCAUGAACAACCGAUAUUUGCGGCAAGUGGAGAAAGAACUUGAACAAGUAAUGAACUUAAAAAGAGAGUGACGAAGUGCUGUUACUGUGAAUUUUUUAAACAAAUGAGACUCAAUUUUAUUGCAAUGCAAGAUGCAGGAAAAAUUGCUUAACAUUGCUUAAAAAUGAGACAUGGUGAUUGCAAGUCGUGCAAUCACCAUGUCUCAAAAGUUCUUUGAAAAGUUCUUUUGGCCUGUUGACUAUGGCCUUUAAUGGAUUAUAAAUAUGGAAAAUAGCCUACAUGUAAUCCAUCAAAUUGUUUAUACAACAGUAGAUGGGACUGAGUAAAGGAAAAUACAGUAAACACCUUAUGAAACCAUGGAUUGUGAAUCUACCAGCUGGAAAUUGGCAAAUUAGACCCCCAAUGGACAAGAACCACUUCAGUCAGCCGGACAAAUGAAGAGCUCUGUUUUUCGUUGUUGUAGAAAGAAAUAAAAAAAGAUGUAGCUUGCA
Orbicella faveolata is the source of this 1485-nucleotide messenger RNA. Its product is annotated as AP-5 complex subunit sigma-1-like. The record is from RefSeq and is a predicted model, not a curated record. NCBI's taxonomy places the organism in Eukaryota, Metazoa, Cnidaria, Anthozoa, Scleractinia, Merulinidae. Gene Ontology annotation, biological process: endosomal transport; double-strand break repair via homologous recombination. Gene Ontology annotation, cellular component: AP-type membrane coat adaptor complex; lysosome; late endosome.